AUGGCUCAUUUGUCAAACUACAUUUCUUUCCUUCUCUUCACCACCCUUUUCUUGGCUCUUCAAAUCUCUGCAAGAGACAGCCAGUUCUUCAGCAAAGUCUCCCAUUUCGACACCAACAAUGUCAAAGAGACCGAACUUCCCAACAAAGAAGCACCAGAAGUAAACAAGGUAGAGCAACAACCACCCUUCAUUCCCGAGACCGAAAACAGCUAUGGCCUAUAUGGUCAUGAUGAGUAUAAUCAAGUUCCUUCCACCACCACAACCAAAAAUUCCGCCUCUUACACCACCCCCACUUCUUACCACCCUUACAAGACCGAGUUUGAGGACAACAACAAGUACUUCAACAAUGAUGCCUAUAACAAUAGGUUCACGGAAACCGGUUACAACAACAAGAAGUAUUACAAGAAGGAUUCUUAUCGGGGUGACCAAUAUCAGUUAAGCGACGCAAAGUACACAGAAGAAGGUUACAACAACAACAAGUACAACAACUAUCAGAACGACAACCAGAAGUACUACAGCAACGAUGCUGACAAUCACAAAUACUACAACAACAAUUUUAAUGGUAACGGUAACAGUUACAAUGGUGAGAAGCAAGGUAUGAGUGACACAAGGUUUUUGCACGGUGGAAGGUAUUUUUAUGAUCUUAACGCGGAAAAUUCCCCUCCUACAAACUAUGGUGAUUCAUCCGGGGGCGUGAACACUAACACCUGGUACAACAACAGAGGUGGCAAAUACAAUGAGUAUCAGAACCAGGAGGAGUUUGAAGAUGAACAAAAAUUUGAACCAUGA
Sphenostylis stenocarpa is the source of this 789-nucleotide messenger RNA. Lineage: Eukaryota; Viridiplantae; Streptophyta; Magnoliopsida; Fabales; Fabaceae. The record is from the annotation of a GenBank genome assembly.